Molecule: messenger RNA, 2568 nt
Organism: Phalacrocorax carbo (great cormorant)
Lineage: Eukaryota; Metazoa; Chordata; Aves; Suliformes; Phalacrocoracidae
Source: RefSeq, a predicted model, not a curated record
AUGUGCCUCACCCCAGGCGCGGGCCUGCGGCUCUCCGGCGGGAGGAACGGCUGUGAGGGCCGCGUGGAGGUGUACCACAGCAGCAGCUGGGGGACGGUGUGUGAUGACUGGUGGGACGUGAGAGAUGCCCAGGUGGUGUGCCGGCAGCUGGGCUGCGGCCAGGCCAUCAGUGCCCCGGGCAACGCGCACUUCGGCCCCGGCUCUGGGCCCAUCUUCCUGGACAACUUGCUGUGCAGUGGGCACGAGCCCUUCCUCCAGAUGUGUGAGCACAAUGGCUGGGGUGUGCACAACUGCUGGCAUAUGGAGGACGCCAGUGUCAUCUGUGCAGGAUUCGCUGAGCUGCUGCCAAAGGGCGCGGGCCUGCGGCUCUCCGGCGGGAGGAACGGCUGUGAGGGCCGCGUGGAGGUGUACCACAGCAGCAGCUGGGGGACGGUGUGUGAUGACUGGUGGGACGUGAGAGAUGCCCAGGUGGUGUGCCGGCAGCUGGGCUGCGGCCAGGCCAUCAGUGCCCCGGGCAACGCGCACUUCGGCCCCGGCUCUGGGCCCAUCUUCCUGGACAACUUGCUGUGCAGUGGGCACGAGCCCUUCCUCCAGAUGUGUGAGCACAAUGGCUGGGGUGUGCACAACUGCUGGCAUAUGGAGGACGCCAGUGUCAUCUGUGCAGGCGCGGGCCUGCGGCUCUCCGGCGGGAGGAACGGCUGUGAGGGCCGCGUGGAGGUGUACCACAGCAGCAGCUGGGGGACGGUGUGUGAUGACUGGUGGGACGUGAGAGAUGCCCAGGUGGUGUGCCGGCAGCUGGGCUGCGGCCAGGCCAUCAGUGCCCCGGGCAACGCGCACUUCGGCCCCGGCUCCGGGCCCAUCUUCCUGGACAACUUGCUGUGCAGUGGGCACGAGCCCUUCCUCCAGAUGUGUGAGCACAAUGGCUGGGGUGUGCACAACUGCUGGCAUAUGGAGGAUGCCAGUGUCAUCUGUGCAGCUCCUCAGGACACCUCAACACCUCCACCAGCACCCUAUUUUUGUGGUGGCUCAAUCUCAGAUUCCUCUGGGAUGCUGCAGAGUCCAUUCUACCCUGGAAGUUAUCCAAACAAUGCUGACUGUGUGUGGGAAAUACAAGUAGAGAAUAAUUUCCGUGUUAUGCUCACAUUUAGAGAUAUUGCGUUGCAAAGCGGCAAUUGCCAGUAUGACUACAUUGAAGUCUAUGACGGGCCGCCACACUCUUCCCAGCUUCUUGGGAGACUUUGUUCUGGUUCCUUUCCCACGUACACAUCCUCUUCAAACAUGAUGACGGUUUGCUUCCACAGCGAUUCUAGAUACACCUUCAGAGGGUUUCAGGCUCACUACUCCUCCGUUCCAGCAGAUCACAACACUAGCCUCCUGUGCUUGCCAGACUACAUGCAUGCAGUGAUUAGCAAAGACUAUCUCCAGUUUCAAGGCUACUCAGCGCAGAUGGUCACCCUGAAUGACAGCCACUGUAAACCAACAGUCACAUCACACGAGGUUAUAUUCAACAUACCCUACAACGGCUGUGGGACGAUACGAGAGGAGAAUGCUGAUACAAUCAACUAUUCCAACAUGAUCAAAGUUACAUCUUCUGGGCACAUAAUCAAGAGGAAAAGGAAUAUUCACUUACAUAUCAGUUGCAAAAUGCUACAGAACACAUGGGUGCAAAUAAUGUAUGUUGCUGAGGAUACUAUAGACAUUAAUGAAAAUCAGUUUGGAAGAUAUGAUGUGAACAUCACUUUUUAUGAUUCCUCGUCAUUCCUGAGGCAAGUGCACGACUCUCCAUACUACAUCGACCUGAACCAAAAUGUGUACCUUCAAGCUUAUCUUCACAGCUCUGACCCAAAUCUGAUCGUGUUUGUGGACACAUGUGUGGCAUCACCUGAUCCUCAUGAUUUUAACACUCUGGCCUAUGAUAUAAUCAGGAAUGGAUGUGCUAGAGAUUCUUCCUAUACCACGUACUACUCCCCCUAUAGCCACUUUGCUCGGUUCAAAUUUAAUGCCUUUGAGUUCAUUAGCCGCCAUACAUUAGUCUACCUGCAGUGUGAGCUGGUGGUAUGCAGAUUCGGUGACUAUUCCUCCCACUGCUACCAGGGCUGUAUUAAUAGGUCCAAGAGAGAUACAAGUUCUACUGAAGAAAAAGUGAAAGUGUCUAUUGGACCUCUUCAGCUUCGAGAAGACGUUAUGUCUUCUGCUUCCACUGUUGUCACAGAGGAAAAUGGCACAUCUGCUCCCGAAAUUCCAACCACAGUUCAUCAAGCAGAUACCUCCGCUCUGUCCCUGCGACUGGCAGGCGGUGACAGCCGGUGCUCCGGCCGCAUAGAACUCCAUUACAAUGGCAGCUGGGGGAUGGUCUGCAACGCCACCUGGGAGCUGGAGGACGCCAAGUUGUUGUGCAGGAGGCUGGGGUGUGGAAAAGCUCUGCUAGCUGUGUCCAAAGCCCAGUUCGGUCCAGGCUCUGGGAACAUCGUCCUUGAUGAUGUGCGGUGCAGAGGGGAUGAAGACAGCCUGCGGACGUGCUCCCACAGAGGCAUCACUGUCCACAACUGCCAGCAUAAAGAGGAAUAA